This is a messenger RNA of Photinus pyralis (common eastern firefly), 2000 nucleotides long. RefSeq lists its product as uncharacterized. The transcript is spliced from 9 exons. The coding region runs from base 602 to 1972 and encodes 456 amino acids. The record is from RefSeq and is a predicted model, not a curated record. Lineage: Eukaryota; Metazoa; Arthropoda; Insecta; Coleoptera; Lampyridae.
CCCUGGGGGAUAGGGGGACAUAUCCCCCUGCGCCCUUGUAAGUAGCGCCCUAAGACUGAGCAAAACAUUAAACAAUUUAUUACUAAUCGUGUGUUACUAAAUUAAACAAAAGUAAAUAAGAAUACAAAGAGCACUUCAUAAAAGUCUGCUUCGCUUCGGCAGAAAUCAUUAAGAGAUUACUAUUAGAUUACUCUUUUACAACGCUUGCAUUGUCUACCUACUUUUUGACACAAAGUAUGCAGUGUUUGUUUGUUUUACUACCCAUAAAAAUAAAAAAUACCACUUUCAAUUUGAAUUACACCGGAAAUUAUUUAACCUGUGAUAAGAUAAACCGUUUUGCUUUACAUCAUUUUGUAGUAGUGUACAUAAAUGAUUAUGACACCAGACAAGACAAAGUAAGAAUUGUUUUUUAUAGUACCUACUCGUAUUCGCACAUGAUUAGUAGUGAAAUAUAAUCUAAGGACUCCCUAUUCAUAUCCAUUUAUAAAAUCUGAUAUAAGAUCAUGCCAUUGCCUUGCCCCAUUUACUUCUGCAGUAGGAUUAUUUUAUAUUUAAUUGAUAAUUCUUUCAGUUCAAGUUCAAGUUUAAAGUGCACGCGUGUAUGUUAGCUUUGUUUAGUUUGUUAUUGUUUUGCUAUUGCAACUGCAUGUGCGUCAAGGCCAAGUUUUUAGGUGUGGAGUUUUCUGCGUCUUGUGGGGGCGGUUUAGCUAUAAUUAACAGAAACUGGUUAACGCCAAGAAAAAAAAAUGCCUUCUGGCCACCCUACAAAACUCAAUCUGUGUACGAAAAAGCAUUAAAAACGGGAGAGACACCAAAUGAAGCAAACUGGAAAAUUUAUCCUGUUUCUAGGUGCUUCUUCGAAACAGAUGAUUACUCGAAAGCAAGGUCAAAACUAAAGAGAGCCGAAUUACAGUCCGAUGUUCAAUCAGAUGCCGAUGAGGAUUCGUGUUUAAGUAAGAGGGCUAUUCAUCCUCCAAAACGGUUGUGCUAUGAAAGCAGUGAUGAAGAAGGGUCACUCAGUACACUUCCUGCACCACCUCCAAUAAAUAUCUCAGAGCUUUCUAAAAAUUUAUUAAAUGCAGAGUCGGCAGGUUCGCCGGGUAGAUCUCCACAUUCAAAUCCAAUUUCUAUUAAAAAGAAUCGUCCUUCAAAGGCCUCUUUAAUUAUCUCGGAACACGAUAGACAAACUCCGGCUAAAUAUAAUGAUGUCACGUCAGGUUGCUCAAGUUCACUACAAUCGACUCCGUACAGGAUAAGAAAUAAACUCUUCAUACCUGAUAAUCUAGCUGAUAAUUUAGAAACUGAAGAUACAGAAAUUUGUGAAACAUUAAAUGAAGGACAAUCAGGUCCAUCAAGUGUAUUAAAUUCACGAGUUUCGAGUCCUAAUUUGAAUCAUACCAUUGUUGAUGUGGAUGAUUUGCUACGUGGAACUCAUGUUGAUUACCAUGAUAAAAAAUAUAAGACUUUAUUGCGGUUACUGAUCCACAUCAAGUCUCAAAAUGAUCAUGUUGCUAAGCAAAAUGAAGCCAUUUUAAAGUCUUUAAAGAAGAGAGAAGUUUUACAACAAAGUAAUACCUCAUAUCAACUGCCCAAUGACGUCCCUGUGAAAAUCCCCAUACAACAAUUACUGGAAAUACCAAUAAUUGAGGAAUACCUAUCUGAAGAAGAUCACCUAUGUGCUAUGAGUGCAUAUUUAUCCACCUUAGGUGGCCGCGACAUUACAACUAAAACAAAUACUAUUUUGAGAAGUGUGAUCUCAAACAAAGUAGCAAUCAAUUUCAGUUUUUUGGGAACCCGUAACAAUAAGCAGGCAUUUACUAAAUUAAACUUAAAUAAAUUGAUUAUUCGGGCUGUGCAGUUAUCAACGCCAAAUACACCAGAGCAUGAAAUCAACGAAAAUGUGAAAGUCUGGUUGAAACAUGCUCCUCAGAGACUGACACUCGAAAAUAAAAAACAAAAAGAAAAUAAAUAGGUAUGUUAGUUGUACAAGAAUUAAUUUU